Molecule: messenger RNA, 864 nt
Organism: Symbiodinium natans
Lineage: Eukaryota; Dinophyceae; Suessiales; Symbiodiniaceae
Source: the annotation of a GenBank genome assembly
AUGCCAAAGGUGAUUCUACCGUUUGCAAGACCGCACCGAUGGCAAUUGCGUAGACGGCCAGGUCUCCAGUCAACCAUUCCAGCUAUCACCGGUGCAGCAGCGAGCUUGGCUCUGCUGGCGACGCUCCGUGCUCACAAGAAGUCCUCCCGAAAGGCCCCCCCAUCGGCUGGUAAUAUCCUGGUAAUAGGUAAGUUUGAUCCCGUCACCGGCAAGAAGAACUAUGUUAACCCUUGGGAGGAGCGGAUCGACCUCGAGAAAGACUUGCCUGACGAUGGGCACAAGAUUCCGAGCGGAAGGAAGUUUCGUCCAUACAGGGGACCGGUGUACAAGCAGGUCCCGAUCAUCGACGGACUGCAGUUCCCAUUGGAUCCAAACGUCUACUACCCUCCGCUGGAGCCGCCACCUCCCGGAGCUAAGUGGGGUGACGGACGUUCCCCUGAUGGCAACUGGUACAUGGAUGUUGAGGAUGAGAAAGUUCAGUACUGGCAGGGUGUCGGCAAGAGAAAGACGGCAUGUGCCAUUGUGCGCAUCGUCAAGGGCAAUGGCCAGUUCAUCGUCAAUGGCAAGGAUGCAAUUACGUAUUUCAACCAUUACCCCUACUGGUGGCUGAAGGCAUGUGAGCCCUUGGCUGCGCUGUCCCAGAAGAACAAGUUUGACAUCAUCGCCAAAAGCUUUGGUGGAGGUGUCAGUGGACAGGCAGGUGCCAUCCGUCUAGCUCUUGCACGUGCCAUGCAGGAAUACAACUUCAACUGGAGGCCACUGAUGAAGAAGGCAAGGUACCUGACGCGUGACUAUCGUAUGGUCGAGCCGAAGAAGCCGGGUCAGCCAAAGGCCCGCAGGAAGACGCCGUUCCACAAGCGCUGA